Molecule: messenger RNA, 1842 nt
Organism: Acanthochromis polyacanthus (spiny chromis)
Lineage: Eukaryota; Metazoa; Chordata; Actinopteri; Pomacentridae
Gene: gtf2b
Product: general transcription factor IIB
Exons: 7
Coding region: 96-1052 (318 amino acids)
Biological process (GO): transcription initiation at RNA polymerase II promoter; transcription preinitiation complex assembly
Cellular component (GO): nucleus; transcription preinitiation complex
Molecular function (GO): TBP-class protein binding; RNA polymerase II general transcription initiation factor activity
Source: RefSeq, a predicted model, not a curated record
UCCCCGUAGUCCGGGUGUCACGUGAUCAGAAAAGCUAUAAAUAGAGGUGCUGCAGUCAUUUGUUUCUUUGACUGACAGACGGAGCGAGGAGUGACAUGGCGUCCACAAGCCGCGGAGAAGCUCUGGCCCUUCCCAGGGUUCAGUGUCCAAACCACCCCGAUACCAUACUGGUGGAGGACUACAGAGCCGGGGACAUGAUUUGUCCCGAAUGUGGCCUUGUCGUAGGUGAUCGUGUGAUUGAUGUCGGCUCAGAGUGGAGAACGUUUUCCAACGAGAAAGCCCUCAAAGAUCCGUCUAGAGUCGGAGAUGCUCAGAACCCUCUCCUCAAUGGAGGAGACCUCACCACCAUGAUCAGCAAGGGAACCGGUGCGGCCAGUUUUGAUGAGUUCGGCAAUUCAAAAUACCAGAACCGGCGAACCAUGAGCAGCUCUGACCGCGCCAUGCUCAACGCCUUCAAAGAAAUCAGCACCAUGGCGGAUCGCAUCAACCUGCCAAGGAAUAUUAUAGACAGAACAAACAACUUAUUCAAGCAGGUUUAUGAACAGAAGAGCCUGAAGGGACGAGCCAACGAUGCCAUUGCAUCGGCCUGUCUCUACAUCGCCUGCAGGCAAGAGGGUGUACCAAGAACCUUUAAAGAAAUCUGCGCCGUCUCCCGGAUCUCAAAGAAAGAGAUCGGUCGGUGCUUUAAGCUCAUCCUGAAGGCCCUUGAGACCAGCGUGGACCUCAUCACCACAGGAGACUUCAUGUCUCGUUUCUGCUCCAACCUCGGCUUGCCCAAACAGGUGCAAAUGGCGGCUACCUUCAUCGCUCGGAAGGCUGUGGAGCUCGACCUCGUGCCCGGCAGGAGUCCCAUCUCAGUGGCUGCAGCAGCCAUCUACAUGGCCUCCCAGGCCUCUGCAGAGAAGAAGACCCAGAAGGAAAUCGGAGACAUCGCCGGCGUGGCAGACGUCACCAUCAGACAGUCGUACCGCCUCAUCUAUCCACGCGCUGCAGAACUUUUCCCUCCAGACUUCAAAUUUGACACGCCGGUCGAUAAACUGCCCCAACUGUGAAGAAGACUCCCCUCAUGCAGUGCUGAUAUUUUUCUGCUGUACUUAAGAGAUUGUAUUUUUUUUUUUAAAUCAUGUUUGUGUUGGAUUUGGAAGAUUUCUCUUGUCCCGCAUAAGACUACAAGGCUUCACCGGGGCACUCUGACAGGAAUAACGCGGACACACAUUCCAGUGCAUUAAACAGCGUGUAGACUGUUCUUACAGUAUUUCAUUUGAGUGUAUAUACUGUAUCCUGUAUAUAUGUCCAAGUGGGAAAAUGUAAUUGACGCUUGCAAUUUUAGGCUGGUUUCAUACUGUAUACAUAAAACCUUGUUUUUGUAGAAAAAUGACCAGGUUCUAUUUUGUUAGUUUGUUUGAAUUGUUCUGAGUAAUUUAAAAAGGAAUAAAAAGACUUUCAUCAGAUCAGCUCAUGAUUUUGAGCACCAAACAUUUGUUUACAUAAAACCUGAUUGAAUAACGGUGAAUAAAAAGUAGGUAAAAUCUAAAACUACCUGGAGGAUGUGUUUCAUGUUAAGAGGUAAAAAUAAAAGCAAAGCCACUAUUACAAAUGUUUAAUUUGUGCAUUCAUGAUAGGCAACAAACAAUGACUGAAAAAUACCUUUGAAUUAUUGUUUGUUUUUGUUUUUUUUACACCGGGGAUGAACAGCUGUGUAAUUUGAGUCGUUGGUGUACCAUCCAUAAAGUUCUCAUCUGUUCUGGCAACAACAUGCACAAGCAGAGAAUAAAAAAAAGGAACUUUGUACAAUCUAUUUCCAUCAUUAAGAAAUGUAAUUAAAAACUAUUGAUAAAAUUA